Molecule: messenger RNA, 2679 nt
Organism: Symbiodinium sp. CCMP2592
Lineage: Eukaryota; Dinophyceae; Suessiales; Symbiodiniaceae
Source: the annotation of a GenBank genome assembly
AUGUCGUGCCGACUGUUAGCAAUCGUCCUCUUGUCUGCAGCGCGGGCGCAGACCUGUGAGGAUGACCAGACAUGCCAACAGCCGAGCAAUCUCGGCGAAGAGGGAACGUUCAUGCAGGUGCGUGUCGCUGACGAAUCUGUCGACGGAUCGGUCGAAGGAUCGGUCGAAGGAUCGCAGACGAACACAUCUAUGGCGAGCUACGUGGAAAAGGUCCUGGGCAAAGUGACGGCUCUCGGUGGCAGCCACCAAAAUAACGUGGCGCUCGCAAAGGACGAGGUCCGCAACCUUGCCGUUCGACUGGCGGCAGAUCCCGACUACACCGUUUUCAACGUGAGCCAGUCCAACAUGCACGAUGCUUUCGAGAGGAUCAUCGCUGAGAUGGAAGAGAUCAUCAACGACACCUUGGUGUCCUUGGACAAGGACCACAAAGAGUUCGACAUCAUGAUUGAUAAUAUCCUCAAGUGCGGAGUGAAUCUCAACGCCAGCAAUGUGAGCGUGACGGAAAUGAGCCCUGCCGUGUUGCUGCUCGGCGUCGAACAUGAUGUGUGCCGAAACGACUCCGUUAUCUUGCGAGACCAAAACCACACCGCCCAGACGAACUACUACAAUUACAUGGCCAACCCCAACAUGCCGGCCUGCGCCCAGAAUUUUGAGCCAGGGACAUGCCCAGCACAGCAGGACUUCUCAGUGCCGCUGUACUUCGACAAUGCCAUUGCAUGUGCCAGCUCUGUUGACACUUGGGCUGGUGAAUUCCACAAACAGGCCCAAAGCCUCAAAACUGCGCAUGAGAUUGCGGAGGCGGCUGUUAUUGCCAAGUAUCAGGCGUGCGACAGGACUCAGCUGACGUAUGAGACAGCUUUCUGCACUUAUCGCACCGAGCUUAUCGAUCAAUGCACUGCACUGGAUAAUUGCUAUUCCAGCGCUGUGGGCGUGUUUCAGGCGACCAAGGAGCUUAUCCUCAAGUCCAACUCAAGCCGACACGUGGCCUUCAUCGCUGCCAGGCAAGUGCAAUGCUACAUCCGCGUGCUGCAGUCCGACAACCUCACAAUGGCCGCAAUCGAGGCCUGUGAUUACAAGCUGGUCGACACGUCCCCGCUGGCUUUGACAGUGCCUUCCAUUCCACCCAAGCCCGCCUGCGACGUCUCCCUUGUGGCGGAGCACCCGUGUGGCAGAGCCUGGGUCACCAAGAACUACCAGGACAUCACUAAGCAUUGGGUUGCGGAGCAAAUUGCCCACGCGACUUGUAUGCCGUGCCUGGACCAAUCUGGAAGCCUCCGAACCUUUGAUAUAUCGCAGAUUAGAGCGGAGGUUGGCAGGGGCCUUACAAGAAUUCAGUGGCGAGCAUGCCCCUCUGAGCGGGCCGUUUCCAUGCUGGCAAAGGUCUCAGAGGUCCUCUUGUCUGCAGCGCGGGCGCAGACCUGUGAGGAUGACCAGACAUGCCAACAGCCGAGCAAUCUCGGCGAAGAGGGAACGUUCAUGCAGGUGCGUGUCGCUGACGAAUCUGUCGACGGAUCGAUCGAAGGAUCGCAGACGAACACAUCUAUGGCGAGCUACGUGGAGAAGGUCCUAGGCAAAGUGACGGCUCUCGGUGGCAGCCACCAGAAUAACGUGGAGCUCGCUAAGGACGAGGUCCGCAACCUCGCCAUUCAACUGGCAGCAGAUCCCGACUACACCGUCUUCAACGUGAGCCAGUCCAACAUGCACGAUGCCUUUGAGAGGAUCAUCGCUGAGAUGGAAGAGAUCAUCAACGACACCUUGGUGUCCUUGGACAAGGACCACAAAGAGUUCGACAUCAUGAUUGAUAAUAUCCUCAAGUGCGGGGUGAAUCUCAACGCCAGCAAUGUGAGCGUGACGGAAAUCAGCCCUGCCGUGUUGCUGCUCGGCGUCGAACAUGAUGUGUGCCGAAACGACUCCGUUAUCUUGCGAGACAAAAACCACACCGCCCAGACGAACUACUACAAUUACAUGGCCAACCCCAACAUGCCGGCCUGCGCCCAGAAUUUUGAGCCAGGGACGUGCCCAGCACAGCAGGACUUCUCAGUGCCAUUGUACUUCGACAACGCCAUUGACUGUGCAAGCUCUGUUGAUGCUUGGGCUGGGGCUUUCCACAAACAGGCCCAAAGCCUCAAAACUGAGCAUGAGAUUGCGGAGGCGGCUGUUAUUGCCAAGUAUCAGGAGUGCGACAGGACUCAGCUGACAUAUGAGACAGCCUUCUGCACUUAUCGCACCGAGCUUAUCGAUCAAUGCACUGCGCUGGAUAAUUGCUAUUCCAGCGCUGUGGGUGUGUUUCAGGCGACCAAGGAACUUAUCCUCAAGUCCAACUCAAGCCGACACGUGGCCUUCAUCGCUGCCAGGCAAGUGCAGUGCUACAUCCGCGUGCUGCAGUCCGACAACCUCACAAUGGCCGCAAUCGAGGCCUGUGAUUACAAGCUGGUCGACACGUCCCCCCUGGCUUUGACCGUGCCUGCUAUUCCCUCCCAUCCCGUCUGCGACGUUUACGUGGUGGCGGAGCACCCGUGUGGCACAGCCUGGGUCACCAAGAACUACCAGGACGUCACAAAGUACUGGGUUGCGGAGCAAAUUGCCCACGCGACUUGUAUGCCGUGCCUGGACCAAUCGGGGGUCCUCCGCACCAGUGAUAUAUCACGGAUUAGAGCGGAGGUUAGUCAGCUCUCCUGA